This is a messenger RNA of Chaetura pelagica (chimney swift), 105 nucleotides long. RefSeq names its product translocase of inner mitochondrial membrane 8 homolog A (yeast) (gene TIMM8A). The transcript has a single exon. The annotation marks the transcript as partial. The record is from RefSeq and is a predicted model, not a curated record. Lineage: Eukaryota; Metazoa; Chordata; Aves; Apodiformes; Apodidae.
GGGAACUGCGUGGAGCGCUUCAUCGCCACCAGCCAGUUAAUCCUGAACCGGCUGGAGCAGACGCAGAAGUCCAAGUCGGCCUUCUCGGAGAGCCUGUCGGACUGA